AAAUGUAUCCAAGGUUGGUCUAAAGAUAUUUACCAAAGUGACCGACCAUAUAAUUAAGAAAAAAAUAAAUACCAGAAGUCCUAGUAAUAUUAGCCAAUAGCUUAAUAGCUUCCUUAAUCAAAACUAAAAAGCUUAAAAACAAUUAAGUUAUUUAUUAUUGAUUUUUGUAUUACCUUAAGUCUUUCACUUCUUUAAUAAUUGUUUUGGUUAUACCUUCAAUACUUGAAUUUUCUAUUAAUUUUAAUUGACCUCAAUAAGGUAUUAAAGUUUUCCUCAUAAAAAAAUUUAACAUGUUGAGAAGGUAUAUUUUAUACACUACCAAUAAAUUUGUCAAUUGUCGGCAUGUCUCCCAAUCAAUGGUACAGUCUACAGUUGAUGAAAAAUCAGGCAUAGCUACUGUGACAAUGAAUAAGCCACCCGUUAAUAGUUUAAACCUUGAGUUUUUAGAUGAAAUUAAUACUCAACUUAAUAAAUUACAAAAAGAUAAAAUCCGAGGAAUGAUAUUAACAUCAGGUUUGCAGAAAGUGUUUUGUGCAGGAUUAGACAUAACAGAAUUUUAUAAUCCAAAUCCUGAUAGAUUAGCCAAAUUUUGGACUACCCUACAAGAUACUUGGCUUUCACUUUAUAUGGCUUCAUUUCCUACUGUAGCUGUCAUAAAUGGUCAUAGUCCAGCAGGAGGUUGCUUAUUUGCUAUGAGCUGUGAUUACAGAGUUAUGGUCGGGCCGAAUUAUGCAAUUGGACUUAAUGAGACUAAAUUAGGAAUUGUUGCUCCAAAAUGGUUUCAAGAUACUAUGGUAGCAGUUAUUGGACAAAGGAAAGCUGAAGUGUCAUUGACCACAGGAAAAAUGUAUACUACUGAUGAAGCAUUGAAAAUUGGUUUGAUCGAUGAAAGUUUGCCAGAUGCAGACAGUGCUCUUAAGAGAGGAACACAGUUUUUAAAUAAUUUCCAAAGGAUAUCCCCUUGGGCAUAUAAGAUGACUAAAGAUAUCAGUCGUCAACCAACUAUUCAAUGGUUAAUUGAUAACAAACAAAAAGAUCUUGAUUUUGUUCUUAACUUCAUGCAAUCCCCAGAAGUUCAAAAAAGUCUUGGGCUUUAUUUACAAUCUUUAAAAAAAUAAAAUAAAAAUAUAGUUUUAUA
Molecule: messenger RNA, 1138 nt
Organism: Myzus persicae (green peach aphid)
Lineage: Eukaryota; Metazoa; Arthropoda; Insecta; Hemiptera; Aphididae
Product: enoyl-CoA delta isomerase 1, mitochondrial-like
Exons: 6
Coding region: 291-1118 (275 amino acids)
Biological process (GO): fatty acid beta-oxidation
Cellular component (GO): mitochondrion
Molecular function (GO): enoyl-CoA hydratase activity
Source: RefSeq, a predicted model, not a curated record